Messenger RNA from Capronia coronata CBS 617.96, 1587 nucleotides. RefSeq lists its product as uncharacterized. Gene Ontology annotation, molecular function: pre-mRNA 3'-splice site binding. Gene Ontology annotation, cellular component: spliceosomal complex. Gene Ontology annotation, biological process: mRNA splicing, via spliceosome. The record is from RefSeq and is a predicted model, not a curated record. Lineage: Eukaryota; Fungi; Ascomycota; Eurotiomycetes; Chaetothyriales; Herpotrichiellaceae. The transcript has a single exon. The coding region runs from base 1 to 1587 and encodes 528 amino acids.
AUGGCGCAAAACAGCAAACCCCCCGGCCCAGACCAGUCACGCAACGAGUACAUCCCGUCCUUCAUCUCGAAACGACCCUUCUGGGCCGAAACGACCCCGGACGCCGACUACCUUGAACAUCAACGUCUGCAAAGCGCGCCGAAAGACACGCUCGACCAAGCGAAAUGGUACGAGCGCGGCAAGAAAGCGGGGCCGGCGGCGACGAAGUUCCGCAAAGGCGCCUGCGAGAACUGUGGCGCUAUGACACACAAGACGAAAGAAUGUCUCAGCCGGCCGAGGAAACUGGGAGCGCGCUGGACGGGGCGGGACAUUCAAGCAGACGAAGUGGUUGAGGACGUGCAGCUGGGAUGGGAUGCGAAGCGCGAUCGGUGGAACGGCUACGACCCUCGCGAAUACACCGCCGUGGUCAAGGAGUAUGAGGAGCUCGAAGCGCUGAAGCGGGCGACAGCAAAAUCCAAAGACGGGGACAAGACGCUGGAGAAUGGUGAUGUUGAUACUGAUGGGAUCAACGAAGAGACCGCAGAUUCCGACGCUCGAUACGGCGAAGAAACAGAUAUGGGCCGGUCGCAACCGACGUCAACACGACAGCUGCGACUGCGAGAAGACACAGCGAACUAUCUCCGCAACCUGGAUCUCGAUUCGGCGAAAUACAACCCCAAGACACGCACGAUGGACACGACGGCGCUGAAAGAGGCCGGCGAGAUGGACGCCGAGGAAGGCUUCAUCCGGUCCUCGGAUGAGGCGGCGGAAUUCGAACGCGCCCAGCGCUACGCCUGGGAGACGCAGGAGGCGGCGGCGGCCAAGGCCGGCACGAAGAAACUACAUCUACAGGCGAACCCGACGGAGGGAGAGAUCCUGCGCAAGAAACAGGCGCAGGAGGCCGCGGAGAAGAAGGCCGCGGCGCGCAAAGCCCUGCUGGAGAGAUACGGCGGCGACGAGUUCCUGAAACAGGAUCCGAUGAAGAAGGCUCGCCAGGUCUUCGAGAAUGAGAGGUAUGUCGAAUACGACGAGUCCGGACGCGUCAAGGGCGAAGCACGCCAGAUCGCCCGGUCCAAGUAUACAGAGGACGUGCUGGUCAAUAACCAUACCUCUGUCUGGGGGAGCUGGUGGCGCGAUUUCACUUGGGGGUAUGCUUGCUGCCAUUCCACCGUUAAGAAUAGUUACUGUACGGGCGAGUCUGGGCGCGUUGCCUUUGAAGAGGCCCAGGGGUUGAGAACGGGCCAGGCGCUGUUGCUUGAAGAUGACAAAUCGCAGGACAAGGAGACAGACCUGACGCGACGGAAGGUGGUCGCGGACGAGGACAGCAAAGCACAGUCGCGUAUUGAAGCCGUGGUCGGCGACGAGAAGGAAAGACUUCGUCUCGAGCAGACGGGUGAUGCACGCGAAGCUGAUGGGCACCAUGGCACAACUGAAGCAGGCUCCAAUGCCGCGACGACAGCAACGGCACACGCCAAGAAGCGUACACUGCAAGAACUCCAGUCCGGCAUUUCCGAGGAAGAGCUGGAGUCGUAUAAGCGGAAUCGCGUGGCCGCGGACGAUCCGAUGGCGGCAUUGCUUGGGAAGGAUGAGCUUGUUGAGUUGCAUUGA